AUGGCUUCUCCUGACUUCAAGGCCUUGCAGGACGAGGUGCAGAAGGCGCUCGUCACGACCGUCAAGUCUGCCAACCGCAUCGCCGCCGAGGACCUCGCUUUCCAGCGCACCGUCGACCCCUCCGUCGCCGAUGAGCUCGAUGAGACGACCGCGCGGCUGCUUGGCCUUUCCCACAAACUCCUCAAGUCGGCUGCCGAGGUCUGUGGACAGGGAUCUGUUCCCGAGCUUGAAGAUGCCGACGAUGUGGACAUGCACUGGCGCAAGAUUGUCGACGUUCUCGACAACGUGCUCGAGAAAGCAGACCGGUCCAUUGACGAGUUUACUGGUGUGCUGAAGAGGAAAGAUGCGCCCACAGAGACGACUCCCAACGCGAAGAAGCCCAGAACCGCUCUUGCCUCCAACAUGAGGAACGCCAACAUGGCCAAACCCCAACUCGAAUUCGAACGCGCAGUCGACAACACGUCAUGGAAGCCUGUUCUCUCCAAGAAACCUAACGCAUCCGUGCCCUUGGAAGAAAGCCUGGCGAAAGACUCGGCAGAAUCUGGCUCCAAACACCCAUACGAAGCCGAAAUCCUGGCAGCGAAUUACCCCGAGCGAGUCUACCAGAAGGCCGAACCCAUUCUCUACCACCCUAUAAAAUCCACUACUGCGAAAUGGGUCGACACGUACGAGGGUGUUCUCGAGAUGUUGGGGGAGCUCAAGAAGGCGAAGGAAAUUGCGGUGGAUUUGGAACAUCACGAUACCAGGACAUAUGCCGGCCUCCUCUCGCUCAUGCAGAUCAGCACCCGCGAUCAAGACUGGAUCGUCGACACCCUGAAGCCGUGGCGUCACCAGCUCGAGGUUCUCAACGAGGUCUUUACCAAUCCCAAAAUCGUCAAGGUCUUCCACGGCGCGCAUAUGGACAUGCAGUGGCUACAGAGGGAUCUUGGUCUCUACAUUAACGGACUCUUCGACACGUUCUUUGCCGCUGAAAUUCUUGGCUACCCCCAACGCAGUUUGGCAUACCUUCUCAAGCGAUUCGUUGACUUCGACGCCGACAAGAAGUACCAAAUGGCAGACUGGCGUAUUCGACCACUGCCGGAAGAAAUGUUCUACUACGCACGCUCCGAUACACACUAUCUGCUCUACAUUUUUGACAGGAUCCGCAACGAGCUCCUGGAUGCGUCAGAUCGCAGCAAGCCCGAAACCGACAUUAUCCAGCAGGUGCUGCAGAAGUCCAAGGAGCUCUCUCUGAGCCGCUACGAAGGCCUCGACUUUGACCCCGAGACCGGCCACGGCUCCAGGGGCUGGUACGGCGUCCUGCUGAAGAACCCCAUGCCCCUCUCCGGCAAGCAGUUCGCGGCAUACCGCGCCAUCUGGAAGUGGCGAGACGACACGGCGCGCCGCCUCGACGAAAGCACCGGCUACGUGCUCCCGAACGCCGCCAUUGCCGAGAUCGCCCGCCACAUGCCUCCGGACGCCAAGGCGCUGCACAGCCUGAUUCACAGCAACUCGAUCAUUGCCAAGAGGAACGUCGGCGAGAUCUGGGCGGCGUUCAAGAAGGGACGCGACGAGGGCGACGACAGCCAGAGCCUGCUUCGAUUCUUCCAGAACGACACCAGCUCCUCGACAACGACGAGGCGAGCGACCCAGAAGUUGAGCGAGCGGGCGGCGGACGUCCCUGAUGAUGUUCAGUCUGGCAAGCUCAGCCGGUCACAGCUGUUCGGCGACGUCCCGAUCAGCUCCAAGUGGGAGGCCUCUCUGACGAGCAGGCCUCAGGGGUACGUGCUGCUGCCGUGGCAGAGGAUCAUGCAGGAAGCGGGACACAAGGCUCUGUCAACAUCCGAAGACGUGGAGAUGGCCGACAAGCAACCCGAAUCUGCAGCGCCAGCUGCUCCGGCGCAGGAGGAGCCCGACCGGGAGUUCACGCUGAGGAGUGGGCUGAAACGCAAGCAGGUCGAAGAGGAGGAGGAGGAGAGUGAUUCCAGCUCUGAAGACGAGGACGAGGACGAGGACGACAAGGAUUCGUCCGAUGUGGAAGAGGCUAUCGAAAUCGAGGACGAGGAAGCCAAGCUCGAACGCGAAAGGAAGGAACGCAAGACGGCCAAGUUACAGCGCAAAGCAGCCAAACGGGCUGCGAAGAAGGCACAGGCCGAGGCGAGCGAAGACGAGCUGGAGGAGAGCAGCGACGCCAAGACGGGCCGCAAGUCGGCCUCGGCCUCGGAGCCGGACUUUGAGGGCGCCGACAAGGCGGAGAAGAAGCGGAAGAAGCUCGAGAAGGCCGAGCGCAAGGCGGCCAAGGAGGCGAAGAAGCAGGCCAAGGCGGCACGCAAGGCGGAGGAGGAGGCGGCCAAGGCGGCGGCCGGCGCGCCCGAGGCGUUUGACUACAGCAACGCGAGCUCGGUACUACAUGCGGGGCGCAACGCUGGCGGAGGCGUGCAGAAGGAGAGGUUCGACCCGUACUCGAAGACGGGCGAGGAUGGGCCCAAGGGGGCUCGGAAGGCGCCGCCUCUGCAUGGAAACAGGAGUGCGACGUUCAGGAAGUGA
Molecule: messenger RNA, 2526 nt
Organism: Verticillium nonalfalfae
Lineage: Eukaryota; Fungi; Ascomycota; Sordariomycetes; Glomerellales; Plectosphaerellaceae
Gene: RRP6
Product: exosome nuclease subunit
Exons: 4
Coding region: 1-2526 (841 amino acids)
Biological process (GO): exonucleolytic trimming to generate mature 3'-end of 5.8S rRNA from tricistronic rRNA transcript (SSU-rRNA, 5.8S rRNA, LSU-rRNA); nuclear polyadenylation-dependent snoRNA catabolic process; nuclear polyadenylation-dependent rRNA catabolic process
Cellular component (GO): nuclear exosome (RNase complex); nucleolus
Molecular function (GO): nucleic acid binding; nucleotide binding; 3'-5'-RNA exonuclease activity
Source: RefSeq, a predicted model, not a curated record